UUCAAUGAAAUGAUGCGUCGGGAGUGACGAGCUAACUCGUUGUCGUUACGCUUUCCUUCCCUCUGAGGGGAACCAUUAAAACAUUUCAUCGUCUCAUCAUAGUUACAUAACUUAAUGAACUCGUUUUGGAAUCAGAAAUCAAGGGUGAUGGGUUUUUCAGCUAUUAUUCAUGUUUGUUAAACAAAUUUAUGCUACACUAUAUGACAAUUUGAAAUUUUCACAAGAACCACUGAAGUUGACACACUAGAUUUGCCUUUGCGGGCCGCACAAACUCAUGUGGCGGGCCGGACCCGGCCCCCCGGGCCUCGGGUUUGACACCGGCGCAAAAGUCACAUCGCGGAAUGUACAAGAUGGCGCCCGUCGUCGGAAAAAAGUCAAGUGGAAACUUUGGAGUGAUUUCUUCUUCUCUCCUGACCUCCGCUGCGGCGAACACGCCCACAAGGGAAAGCGGCCUCUGUUAUUGUCUUUGGGGGAAAAACAAAAAAAACAAAAACGCACUUCCGUCCAUUCUAUGUCACAGAGGAAGGAAGUCGAGCCACACACACAGACACGCACAGUCGGGAACGCAUACCUCGUAACCCGAGCCUGUCAUUAGCGCCGGAGCGGCACCGCGUUGCCAGCGCAAUGCGGGACGUCGGUCCGGCUCUCUCGGCUAAUUCUGGACUCCCGUCAGGGGAAGCGGACGACCGGUUUCGUACACGACCUUGAAGUAAAUUCAUGCGUCCGUUUUAUUUGGAGCUCGUCUUCACUGCAGCGGCGGGUUCCGCAAACUUCAAUGACCUUUGACCUCUUUCCACCAAACGUAAUUUAAAAUUUUCCUGCAGCUGGUGACAUCACCACCACAUCAGCCAAUCAGAGCUCACCUGCGGCCGGUCGCCAUUGCCGAGCACGACGUUCACUCGGACCCGGUCUGGCAAUUUUGUAACGUGAAUCCUGACCCUGCGUGGAUCUGGGUGGGUGUGUGUGGGACGCAGUGGGCGGGGUCAGAGUAUCAGGCCAGCCUAUCAGGUUUCAGCACCCGUCUCGAGCGAGCGGCCAGGUGACGCCGCGAGCGUGAAGUCGCUUUGGCCUCGGAAGCGGACGCCGUGACGUGUGAGCGCGACAUCGGCGAACAUGAUGAAAUGGCAACCGCGCAGGAAGGCCUACUUCCGGCAGGCGGUGGCGCUGCAACACCUCGGCCGUCACGGGGAUGCCCUGGCGGCGUUCGCCUCGGGCGUGGCCCAGGACCCCAAGAGUCUGCAGCUUCUCACGGGAAUGUUGGAGGCUGCCAUGAAGUCGCCCCUUGGAGAGUCUCUUGCGCCCACCUACCGCCAGCUCUGUGCCCUGAAACUGGAGCGCAGCCCCUUCAUGGUGGUAUCACUGGUUGGCCAGGAGUUGCUGACGCACGGGUUCCACGCCGCCGCCGCAGAAGCGCUGGAGGCGGCGCUCCGGAUCGGCACGUGCUCGCUGAAGAUGCGUGGCUCCGUCUUCUCGGCGCUCAGCGCGGCGUACUGGUCGCUGGGCUGUACGGAGAAGAGCCUGGGCUACAUACAACAAGACCUGGAUGUGGCCCGCACCUUAGGUGAUCAGACGGGUGAAUGCCGCGCCCACGGCAACCUUGGCUCCGCCUUCUCCUCGAAAGGCAGAUACCGAGAGGCGCUGGCCUGUCACAGGCAACAACUGCUUCUGGCUAUGAAGCUCAAGCACAAAGAGGCGGCGUCCAACGCCCUCAGCGGUCUGGGCCACGCCUACACGGCCAUCGGCGACUACCCCAACGCGCUAGCCAGCCACAAGCAGUGUGUUGCGCUGGCCAGACAAAAUGGUUGCCGGCUCUCAGAGGCCCGGCAGCUGGGCAACGUGGGGGCCGUGCGCGCCGCCAUGGGGGACGCCGCCGGUGCCUUGCGUUGCCACCAGCAACAUUUGGAUAUCGCCAAGAGUUUGGAGAACCGGCGCGAGGAAGCUCGCGCCUACAGCAACCUGGGCAGCGCGUACCACUCUCAGCGGGACUACGACAAAGCCGUCUCGUACCACGAGCGAGUCCUCCAGCUGGCUCGGGAGCUCGGAGACCGAACCGUGGAGAUGAGGGCCUGCGCCGGCCUGGGACACGCCGCCCGAUGCACGCAGGACCUGGACGCGGCGCUGAGGUUCCACCGGCGGCAGCUGGAGCUUUCCGAGGAGCUGCAGGACGCGGCGGCCCGAGGCCGAGCCUCUUCCAACUUGGGCAUCAUCCAUCAGAUGCGGGGCGAUUACAAGCUAGCGCUGGAGCUGCACAAGGCCCACCUGACCUGUGCCCAGGAGCUCGGCGACUACGCCGCCCAGGGGAGGGCCUACGGCAACAUGGGCAACGCUUACCACGCCCUGGGCCUCUACGAGCAAGCUGCGGGCUUCCAUCGCCAGGAGUUGAACAUCUCCCUGGAGGUCAAUGACCGAGCGUCCCAGGCCUCCACGCACGGCAAUCUGGCGGUGGCCUACCAGGCGCUCGGCGCUCCGGAGCAGGCCCUCCAGCACUACCUGCGCCACUUGACCAUCUCGCGGGAGCUUCGCGACAUUCAAAGUGAAGCCAGAGCUUUAGCAAACUUGGGAAACUUCCAUUGCCGCAGAGCCGACUACACGCAGGCGGUGCCGUACUACCGCCAGUACUUGCUUCUGGCUCCCAGCCUUCAGGAUCUCGAGCGUGAGGGAAACGUUUGCCACAACCUCGGCUACGCCUACUUCUGCCUGGGACAGUGCCAAGAGGCCAUCAGGCAGUACGAGCAGGGCCUGGCCUUGGCCAAGGACCUGCAGGACAAGGUGGCCCAGGCCAAAGCUUACUGUAACCUAGGCCUAGCCCACAAAGCUGUGGGCGACUUCAGGAGAGCAGAAGAUUGUCAGCGAUGUCUGCUCCGGAUAGCACAAGCUUUGGACGACACACGGGCAACUUUCAGGGCUUUGGGCAACCUUGGAGAUGUUAGCGUUUGUCUGGAAGAUCUUCAGGGAGCUAACAGCUUCUACCGGCAGCAGUUAUCUUUAGCUCAGAAUCUGGCGGAUAACAAGAUGGAGGCGGAUGCCUACGCGGCUCUCGGAUCACUUCACAGGUUGCUCGGCCAGCUGGACGCGUCCUUGUCCUUCCACAGCCAGGAGCUGACCCUGCGCAAGGAUCUGGGCGACCAUCGGGGGGAGUGCCACGCCCUGGGUCGCCUGGCCGGCGUACACAUGGCCCGGGGAGACUCCGGCACCGCCCUCCUGUGCUACGAGGCUCAGCUGAGCCUGGCGCAACGGCUCGACGACGCCCGCCUGGAGGCCCAGGUCCACGGCAACAUGGGCGUCGCCAAGAUGAACACGGGCUACUUUGAAGAGGCCGUUGGCUUUUUGGAGGAGCAGCUCGCCAUGUUACAGCAGCUGAGUUCCAGAGAGGCCAUCCUGGAUCGCGGAAAGGCUUACAGCAACCUUGCAGACUCUUACAGCGCUCUGGGAGACUUUGAAGAGGCAAUCCGGUGCUACGACAAGGCCCUGACGGUGGCUCAAGGUCUCAAGCGAGUCCGGGACCAGGAGAAAGCCUACAGAGGACUUGGCAACGCUCACAGGUCUGCGGGCAACCUCCAGCAAGCUUUGGUGUGCUUGGAGAAGCGGCUGGUGGUGGCCCACGAGAUGGGCGGAGCAACGGGUGGGAAGGCACAGGCCUACGGCGAACUGGGCGCCCUGCACAGUCAGCUGGGGAACUACGAGCAGGCCCUGUCCUGCCUGGAACACCAACUUAGCAUCGCUCGCUCGGCCGGGGAUGAAUCUCUGGAGGUGGAGGCCAGCGACGCCAUGGGUGGAGUUUACCAACUGAUGGCCGACUACAAGACAGCGCAGCAGUGGCACCAAAGAGCUCUGCACAUGGCAGAGCAGAAGGGCUGCUCGAGGAGCCAAACCCGAGCCUGCGGAAACCUCGGAGUGACCUACGAGGCUCUGGGCAACUACGAGAGGGCCCUGGUUUUCCAGGAGCAGCACCUUAGCAUGGCGGCACAGACCAACGACAUGGCGGCCAAAACCGUGGCGUACGGGAGCCUGGGGCGGCUCCACCACGCACUGGGCAACUACACGCAGGCCGUCGUGUACCUGCAAGAAGGACUGCGCCUGGCCGAGCAGCUGGUUCGCAGAGAAGACGAGGCCAAGCUACGCCACAGACUCGGCUUGUCUCUUUGGGCUCAGGGAAACCUGGAGAAGGCCCAGCACCAGCUGUACCGAGCAUCGGCGCUCUUUGAGAGCAUUCGUCGCGAGAUGCAGCCCAGUCCAGACUACAAGCUCUCCCUCUUUGACCUGCAGACCAGCUCGUACCAGGCUCUCCAGAGAGUCCUUGUCAACCUCGGUCGCUACGAGGAGGCGCUGUCCGUAGCGGAGAGAGGCCGAACGCGGGCCUUCGCCGACCUCCUGGUGGAACGUCAGAAAGGACGCCGGCAACCGGAAGGUUCAGACCAGUAUGCUCCAGUUACGGUGGAGCACAUCAGGGAGACUGUCAGCUCCCUGAAGGCCGUGGUGCUCUACUUCUCAGUGGCAGGAAGUUUCCUGUAUAGCUGGCUGCUGGCUCCUGGUUCAGGCGUCGUCAAAUUCAACCAGGCUUGUCUGGGAGCUGAUGCGCCAGAUUUCCAAGAUGACGGAUGUGGGAGCUCUUUCGACAGCGGUCUCCUUCCUCUGGAGCGGUACAUCUCCAAUGCUAGAGAGGUUCUGGGAGUUGACGGAUACCUCAGCAGCAGGCUUCAUGCAGGCAGCGAGACGGAGAGCGAAGUAGGAGACGUUCCGCAGCGACAUUUUGACCAGCUCAGUGAAAAAAUGAGCUCCGAUGACGAUCCCAGCGGCUACCUGCGCAUGCUAUCGAGGACCGACGUCUUCAACAGAAGCUGUCGCAGCGUCAGCAGCGUCAACAGCCUUCCUUCGGUGAGGGACGGCUCGUCCUCGCCUCCCGGCCGGGCGGCUGCCGGGCGUUCUCCUCUCGGCGCCCUCUACGACUUGCUCAUAGCGCCGAUGGAGGCGGCCCUGCUGCACGGCAGCGGUCCGUCAAGCCUUCGGCGGCAACUGGUUCUGGUUCUGGAGGGCGACUUGUAUCUGGUUCCCUUCGCCUUGCUCAAAGGCAGCUCGUCCAACAAGUUCCUCUAUGAGAUUUUCAGUCUGCUUUGCGUGCCGUCAUUAGCGAGCCUGCGAGCGUCCAGGAAUCAUUCCCACCCCAGCGGGCCCUCGUCUUGCCGGGACGGGGGCCCAGUGUCCGCCGUGGUGGGGCCGCCCCGCCUGCCGCCCGGCCCGAUGCGCCGUUGGUUGUGGGGGCCGCUGCCUUCGGCCCAGGAUGAGGCCCUGCGCCUGGGGGAGCAGCUGGGGUGUCGCCCGCUCACCGGCGUCAAUGCCACAAAGGAAGGUGCCCUCGCCGCCCUCGCCCGGGCGCAGUGCGUUCACUUUGCCACCCACGUUUCCUGGAAGCUGGCGGCGCUGGUGCUCGCCCCGGGUCGUGAACGGGCCACCGCCGGGGAGGAGGACGAGGGUCGGCAGAUGAUGGCUUCACGUGGAAUGCGCCAAGAUCCAGGGAAGAAGGCUCGUGAGGAUGAGGACAGCGAAUGUGAGAGCGCGGCCAGCAGUCCGCCGCUUCAAGAUUUCCUCCUCACUGCGGCGGACAUCUUGGAGCUCCAACUGAGCGUCAAGCUGGUGGUCCUCAGGUCUUUCACCGAGUCUGGCGUCCGGGUGACGUGUGACGGCUUGUUGGGGCUGAGCGGAGCCCUGCUGUCGGCGGGCGUCGGAUGCGUGUGCGUGUCCCUGUGGCCGACUCCGCCCCCCGCCUCAAAACUCUUCAUGCAGACUUUCUACGCGGCCUUGCUCCACGGCGCCCCCUCCAGCGCCGCGCUCAACGACGCCAUGAGGACGCUCCACAACACCGAGGACUUCGCGCACCCCUCGAACUGGGCAGGUUACCUUGUGAUCGGCGACGACGUGAAGGUGAGCGCCCCCAAGUCCGUGGGCCGACAGGCCUUGCGGGAGGUCCUCCGGCACCCCGACCGGGCCAGGGACGCCCUGAGAGUUCUUCUCCACCUGGUGGAGAAAUCUUUGCAGCGCAUUCACGGCGGCCACAAAAACCCGAUGUAUACGUUGCAGGACAGCGUGGACAACAAGGUCGGAGGUGUUCCCGGCUGGCGACCUCUGCUGUCCGCGUUGGGUUUCCGUUUGGACCUCGGCGGUUCCGCCGGCCUCCCCGCGGCCAUCUUCUUCCCCACGUCGGACCCCGGAGAACGCCUGCAACGCUGCAGCCUCACCAUGCAGGCCCUGCUGGGUUUGAGCGCUGCAGCGUUUCGGGCUCUCUGCAAACUGGUGUCAGAAGGCGAAGCAGCAGAGCAGCUCAUCCGCAAGCUGCGCCAGGUGCUGCCGGAGCUGCCGUCAGCCGACGGCGAGCGCGAGCCGCCGUCGGCCGCCGUCCCAACGUCCCUCGGCGUGCGCGUGUGGAGGCUGCCCGGUUGCCACGAGUUCCUGGCCGCGCUGGGCUUCGAUCUGUGCGAGGUGGGUCGGGAGGAGGUUCUGUUGAAGACGGGGAAGCAGGCCAGCAGGCGCGGGAUCAGCUUGGCACUUCAGUCCCUCCUGGGACUCUUUGACUCCACGGACCUUCCCGAUCUUCUCGGCUUGCACGGCACCUCCUCUCUGGGGUCCAUCCCGUCCUCCCCGUUGGGAUCUCAGCCGCCAACUUUUGCCACCUCGCCGCCUCGUCCGUCCUCCCCGACCGCCGUCCGCCGGGACGCCCUGUCCAGCGACGCCAUCUCCGUCUACAGCCUCAGCUCGCUCACCUCCUCCCUCGGCUUCCUGUCGCGGCCCGAGCCCGCCGGAAGCGACGUCGUCAGUCAGUGCCCCCGGUCCCGGGAGGGGGCGGAGACGCCUCGCCGCUCCAGGCGAACGACCGAUCGCGAUGAGGACUACCGGGGCUACGCCAUCAUCAGCAGCGAGCCUCUCGGGCGAGGUGACUCUGACACACCGCCUGCGGGACACCUCCGGACCAGGGACGGCGGCGGGUCAGGGUCCGCCACCACCUCCACCUCCACGCCGGUGUCUCCAAAGAAAGCACCGCCGCCAAAAGUCCCCCCCAAGCCGCGACACAAACAGGAAACUUCAUCUCCUCAGAGGGGCGUGGCGGCAGACGACGGGAAGACGAGCUGCUCCGAGUCAGACCGCUCGAGCACGGAGACCGACAGCACCGUCAAGUCCCAGGAGGAGCGGAGGACGGCCCCGGGACAACUGGACCCCCGGGAGCUGGCCCGCAAGAUCCUGGAGGAGACUCAGGGCCACAUGCGAGCCGUGGAGAGCCUGCAGAGGGCGUCGGGGCGGCGCUCCCUCUCAACGCCCACCACCCCGAUUCUGAGCAGGGGUGCGCGGGCCUUUCAGCCCUCCGAGACCAGCGCCUUCCGCAGACCCCUAAGGAGGACCGGUCCCGGCGCUCUGCCCCUCAGUCCUCUCCUGCCCAGACCACCUCGCCGCUCCUCCUCCCUGCAGAAGCUCGUGGCGCCCUCGUCUCCCAAACAUUUCACCUCGCUCGACGAAGCGUCGCACCUCAAACCUUCGCCUGGCAUCGAGUCCCACCUCCGUCCGCUUCCCGGCGACUCUCACCGCAAGCCUUCCCCCGCCCUUUCCGCCUCCCCCGGGGCCGAACCCCGACCCAGAAGCUUCAAGGCGGCCCGCCGACACGAGGGCGCGUCCCCCGCCGGCCUUCUUCCGGGAAAGAAAAUGAGCACGGUGAAAAAAGACCUUCUGGGUUUGCUGGACCUCUCGCCGCGACCUGAGCCCACCGAGGUCCCGGAUCAAGUCCGCCGUGUGGACACGAAGGCACCCGCCGCUUCCAAAUCUCCAAAGCGCACCAAAUUCCCUGCUGGCAGGACGUUUUUUCCCUUCUUCUAAGUGUUGGCGCCGGCAUCUUAAUGGUUGCCAUGGUGACUGUUUGGACCUGAUGUUCCGAGAAGGAUGCUGCAGAAGACACGAAGAUGUGAUGUGAUGUGAAAAGCUUUGGUUGCUAGGCAACAAGGGUGGGUGUGAACGUAGUAAACAGGAAGGAUGAAUUUUGGUGGACGCUCUCAAUUUGUCGGUGAAACAUAUUUUGGGGACCAGAAUAUAUCGUAUUAUACAUUACUGAGAAUAACAGCAUCAUUUUUCCUAUAUUCUGUAAUUUAUUACGCUUUGCAGUUAUUAUAACAUCUCACAUCUGUUUAAUAAAAACAAGUCAAGCUAUAAAUUUGAACAUUUUUCCAAUGUCUAAAAUAAUAAAUGGC
This is a messenger RNA of Syngnathoides biaculeatus (alligator pipefish), 8225 nucleotides long. RefSeq names its product tetratricopeptide repeat domain 28 (gene ttc28). Gene Ontology annotation, molecular function: protein binding. Lineage: Eukaryota; Metazoa; Chordata; Actinopteri; Syngnathiformes; Syngnathidae. The transcript has 31 exons. The record is from RefSeq and is a predicted model, not a curated record. Bases 1114 to 7857 code for a protein of 2247 amino acids.